CUCUGCCGACCUCUGUAGGUACCUAGAGCGCCUGUCUUUCGGACUCAGAUGCGCCUCCCACUACCGCUCCCCACCUUCCGCCUUUCGUCAACUCUACAAGUCACCUUCUGCACAACAUCGCGUGCUUCUUUUCCCGCGCUCUUCACAAGCCCAACUCUUGAAGUUCUACAGCCACACGCGUGCGAUCUCUCACACUAUCGCGAAUACGCCCUGCAGCGCAAAGUAGGUGGACACCAACCCGUCAGCAUUCCAUCCAUGCUUCGACCUCUAUCAAUCCACUUCCGUUGACCCCUCCAAGGUCCAAACGACCCACGACAGUCUUGUGCCGUUGCUGACUUUCACCUUGUCAGCGAUAGUCACGAAAUGUCUGGCGAACACGAGAACGGAAGCCCGUCUGCUGGCGGUCAAGAUGCCCCGCCCGCCGUCGAGCACCUGAACAUCAAGGUUACCGACAACAACAAUGAGGUCUUCUUCAAGAUCAAGCGCUCUACCAAGCUGGACAAGCUUAUGACGGCCUUCUGCGAGAGACAAGGCAAGGCUAUGAACUCUGUCCGAUUCCUCUUCGAGGGUCAGCGUGUUCAACCCACGGAUACCCCAGACACGCUCGAGAUGGCAGAUGGAGACACUCUCGAGGUGCACCAGGAGCAGGUCGGCGGUUCCUUGUAGUCAAAUGGAGGCAAGAAUAACGGGAAAAUACAUGGUGGGAGUAGUCGAAGGAGCGAUGGAUUUCUUGCUUCUUGAGAAGGCCUCGGCUGUCGCAAAUGGCGUACAUGGAUGCAACGGAUUCUCCUAAUAGGGCCAUAUGAAGACAGUCAAUGACGAUUAUGACUUUUACCACA
Molecule: messenger RNA, 839 nt
Organism: Colletotrichum scovillei
Lineage: Eukaryota; Fungi; Ascomycota; Sordariomycetes; Glomerellales; Glomerellaceae
Product: ubiquitin family protein
Exons: 2
Coding region: 364-666 (100 amino acids)
Biological process (GO): protein sumoylation
Cellular component (GO): septin ring; nucleus
Molecular function (GO): ubiquitin-like protein ligase binding; protein tag activity
Source: RefSeq, a predicted model, not a curated record